AUGUCCAACUACACAUACAUCAAUCUGGAAGCGGUCACAGUCAAUCCUGCCAGCCGAGUACUCACACUGAUCCAGUUGAUCUACGGAAUUCCCUCCAUGCUGCUCAUGAUCGUGUUUUUUUUUGCUCUCGGGUGCAUGAAGACCUACUCGAACUCUUUCUACCGACUCGUGCAGUUCGAUCUUACCGUGGUAAACAGUGAAUGACUGCAAUGUCAUUGAUGACUGAACACAUUCAGAACUUUUUCUGUCACUUGAACACUUGGCCUGCCAUCCGAAUGGAGUCUCAUCCGGAGUCUGUUAUUCUCCUGAAAUGGCUUGAUAACACAUUUCCCGGAAUUCUCACUAGUACCAAAAACGGUGUAACUCUCUUCUUCCACUUGCAGUUUUGCUCGGCCGCAGCGUUGAGCCUGCAUAGAAUAUCAGCACUAUUCUGCCCAAUCACUUACCAAAGUGUGAGUGUCCCUAAACUCUUUCGAAUUAGUUCUUGAACGUUUCCAUUUCAGAAGUGGCGUGUCGGAUACAUUCCCUUCUGUAUCGCCUGCAUCGUCUACAGCUACAUUCCGGGCCUGAACUAUUUCGGGAAGGCCACCAGAGUCUCUUUUAUAAACGGAACUCUGACCAAAGUGUUCGAUCGUGAAGAACUGGACAGCAGCCUCAAUCAGCUGGCUGUUUUCUCGCUCGUCUAUUUCGUUCUACUCAUCACUCUCGGAAUCACCACCUAUAUCGUUCUGCGAAAAGCGUUCAAAGGUACACAAAAAUGCACGAAUUACUGGUGAACACUUGACUUCAGGCUUCAAUCAGCCGGAUCAACGUGUUUCGAAGAAACUCACCAAAAUCUCGUUGACCUACUGCUUUCUGUACACGGGGAUUUUGGCGUGGAGCAACGUCGGCUCUCUGAACACUCACUUCCAAUUGUUCCCGGAUUUCUUCACCAAAUUCAGCACGGUUGCCUUGGUUUUUGCCUCUGAUCUGGUGAGCAAUCGUCACAACGGCGAUAUAUUUUAAUUUCGAUUUCAUCAGAUGACACUGGCUCUUCCGUACAUUCUUCUGGUGUUUGAUACCAACGUCAGGCGAAAGCUAUUCGCCAGGGAGAACACCGUCAACGACAAUGCCUCAAACACAUCAAACUCGAAAUCAUUAUUCACUCAACGCACUUAG
This is a messenger RNA of Caenorhabditis sp. 36 PRJEB53466, 1158 nucleotides long. Lineage: Eukaryota; Metazoa; Nematoda; Chromadorea; Rhabditida; Rhabditidae. The record is from the annotation of a GenBank genome assembly.